Messenger RNA from Hydra vulgaris (swiftwater hydra), 1367 nucleotides. RefSeq names its product potassium voltage-gated channel subfamily A member 6. Gene Ontology annotation, cellular component: membrane. NCBI's taxonomy places the organism in Eukaryota, Metazoa, Cnidaria, Hydrozoa, Anthoathecata, Hydridae. Gene Ontology annotation, molecular function: voltage-gated potassium channel activity. The record is from RefSeq and is a predicted model, not a curated record. Gene Ontology annotation, biological process: potassium ion transmembrane transport; protein homooligomerization.
AUAAUGAUCAAAUAUUUGGUGAAAUAAAGAGAUGCACACAAACUUUAUGUCUUUUAAAUAAAAUAUGCAUUUAUUAAAUAUGCCAUGUGUAAUUUUUUUCCAACAGUUUUUCCUAAAGCCACGAAACGAUUAUUGCGUUAGCAAUGGUUUACCAAAGUCGAGUUCGAUUUAACGUUGCUGGAAGUUUCUACGAGACUUUUUUAGAAACGUUAAAUCGAUAUCCAAACACUUUGUUGGGCGAUUCGUCAAGAAGAAUGAACUACUUCGAUUCUAAUAACGAAGCUUAUUUUUUCAACCGCUCGUCUGCCGCAUUUGAAGCUAUAUUGUUUUUUUAUCAGUCUAAUGGCUGCCUAAUUAGACCGUCAAAUUUGCCAAUGGAGUUAUUUGAAUGUGAAUGCAAGUUUUACGGUUUGGAAGAAAAGUUUGUAAAAUCAAUGAAAUUACGAGAGGGUUUUGAUUGCCACGAACAAAACGAGCACAAUGAUGAGAAAAAGAAGUGUUAUACGUUUUUACAGAAACUAUGGGAAUUUUUGGACGAACCCAGUUCAUCUUUGCAAGCAAAAAUAUUUGCAUCAGUAUCAGUCAUAGCAAUCAUUUUUAUUGUGACAGUAGAUUGUUUUUCAACGUUAGAAAAAUUUCGAAGUGGACCAGUUUCAGUCGUAAUGAAUGCAGUCACCUCCACUUUUAAUAUCUUUUUUGCUUUCGAAAUAAUAGCUAGGUUCGUAAGCGCUCCAUCAAAGUUAAAAUUUUUUAAAUCAAUCGCAAACGCAUUGGACUUUUUUUCUAUUUUUAUAUCACUUCCCUUUCUAGCAGUUGAAGACAGGAAUGGAGCCAUUUUCAGCCGAUGCUUGCGAAUGGUAAGAGUUUUUAGACUAAUAAGAGUUUCAACGUCAUGUCCAACAUUGUUAACAGUUUUUAAUAUAUUGAAGAUGUGUAUUAAGGAAUUUACAGCGCUUUUUUUUUACAUGGUAGUUUCAUUUACUAUAUUUGGUAGUAUAAUCUACUUAGCAGAACUUGAUGAUAAAAAAAGUCCUGUUACUAGUGUUCCAGAAGGCAUGUGGCUUGCUAUGCAAACAAUGAUCACAUUGGGUUAUGGUGAUGUCAUUCCGGUAACUCUGUUGGGAAAGUUAGCUACUGGGUUUAGCGCGGCUAUUGGUGUGGUGAUCGCUAUCCCAUUAAUUUCCCUCGGGGAAAAGUAUCUGUCACUUUAUUCAAAGACAUUUAAGAUUUCUUUAGCUAAUCAAAAAUCUUAAAAAUGGCAUACAAACUUGCGUUUUUAACAAAUUGAAAAACUUCAAAGUGACUUAGAUUAUAAUAAAUAAACAUUUUGUAAGUUAAACGUUCAGAUUGUGAUUUAUUACAAAGUA